Messenger RNA from Oppia nitens, 2993 nucleotides. RefSeq names its product zinc finger protein Xfin-like. The record is from RefSeq and is a predicted model, not a curated record. The transcript has 2 exons. Gene Ontology annotation, molecular function: RNA polymerase II transcription regulatory region sequence-specific DNA binding; DNA-binding transcription factor activity, RNA polymerase II-specific; chromatin insulator sequence binding. NCBI's taxonomy places the organism in Eukaryota, Metazoa, Arthropoda, Arachnida, Sarcoptiformes, Oppiidae. Gene Ontology annotation, biological process: regulation of transcription by RNA polymerase II. Gene Ontology annotation, cellular component: nucleus; chromosome. Bases 254 to 2920 code for a protein of 888 amino acids.
UUGUAUGUUUUGAUGAUAAAACAAAAAAUGUUUUUAUGUUUUGUUUACAUUUUGUUUACUAUUAUUAUUAAUAAGUCUAUUGACUCACACAUUGUCUGACUAUUUGUUUUGUUUUGUUUUGUUUUGUUUGUCUGUAUGUAUGGUCUGAACAAUCACUUUGUUUGUUGUCUUUCAUCAAAUUUCAUUGUCCCGAUCAUCGAUUGGCGGCGGCCUCGUCAGCGUCAGCGGCCGCGACCUUACAGUAACCACCAAAAUGUCUUCACCACCAAUCGCUUGUUCAAUGUCCUCCUCCUCCGCCGCCACCAAUUCAUCGGCGAUAGUUGUCAACGACGUAUUGGACGAGUUGUACGAAGAAAAUCGUCGACUGGCCGAUGAAUUGGCUUACGAGCGGCGAUUGACUGCCGUAUUGGACACUAUCCGUCGCGAUUCACUUGUAUUGGUCAACGAUUGCAAAUGUAAUCGACAACUACAACGAAAAUCAGUUGGCAGUGGCAGUGGUGGCCGCAGUUCGACAGCCGACGAACGUGUUCACAGACUUAUUGACAAUAAUAAAUUAUAUCAGCGGCUGAUUGACGACAAACAAUCGGUAUCGCAAAUCAGUGGCCAACAACAACAACAACAGCCGUCAAGACAUGAGCUGGCAUUCAAUGGCAAGCAUUAUGUCAUUGAGGACUCGGCGGCGAUAUCCACGACGACAUCUAAGCGCAGAUCAUCGAUGCAAUCGCUACAAGAGAAACACCAUUUGCCACCCGAUGUGACCAUAAGUGAGAUCAGUAUUGUCGGCGGUAACGGUAUUAGUGGUGGCCAACAGCGCACCUCCGGUGGUAAACAAUUGUCGUCGUCUGUCGGUUCGCCUAAAAAUUCAUCGUUGUUGUCAUCGAUGGCCUAUCGAUGUCUUAAAUGUAAUAAAACUUUUUCCAAUUCAGAUGAUCUCAACCAUCACUCGAAUACUGUUCACCGAACCAUUCAAUCACAGUUUCAUUGUCGCGAAUGUCGCCUUAUAUUUCCAACACGUGAACAGUUGACCACACAUUUGAUUCAGGAGCACACCUACAGCGGAGGUGGUGGUGGUAGUAGUAGUAGUGGAACAGGUAAUCGUGUGUCGCUGCCACAGAUUCCACAAUUUAGUUGCCAAAUGUGUCCGAAAGUUUUCCAAAAAGGAUCGGCACUAUUGAAUCACAUGUCGGUCCGGCACAAUGUAGCCGCCUAUCGGUGUCCGACGUGCGACUGGAAAGGCCGGUCGACACAGUCGCUCAACUAUCACUACAAUGCCAGACACUGUCCGAAAGCAGCGGCAAACUCGCCAAUGAAAUCGUCGGCUAUGCGAAAGAUUGGCCGACGUGUACGCUGUCAGCACUGUGAUUGGACGGGCAAAUCGUUGGCCGCCAAAUCACGUCACAUAACUACCACUCAUAGAAAAGCGUUGGACGACAAUGAAAGUGGUGGCAAUAAUAAUAAGUCAUCGAAGUUUACAUUUAUGAGCCAAUCGUUGCGUAAUUGGUUAGAGACGACACCGCCGAAGACAAAAGUGCAGUCAAAGCCACAGCAGCCGUUACUGCCGCCGCCGCCUCCACAACCGUCGAAAACAACAAUUACCGGUAAAUAUCGUAAAACUAUAUACAAGUGUCCGCUUUGCGAGUGGACUGGUAAGUCAGCAGCUUCUUAUUGUUAUCAUAAAAAAGUUCACAAGAAAUGGGAAGCCAUGAAAAAGUCGACGACAGCACCAGAUAGUCAACAAAAGUUUACAUUUGUUUCAGACAUAUUGAAAGGCAAAUCUACCGUUAAAUCUAAACUUCCAGUAAUUCGCAGUAUUAUAUUGCCAACGGUUACCGCUUUGGACGAUCGCCAAAGUACGGGCGCCGCCGGCGACAAUGUCUACUACCGGUGCUACGAUUGCCAAAAAGAUUUCGAUUCGGUAGACGAUUUAAAAAGACAUGCAUCGACUGUACACCAGAAUAUUCAUCCGUAUUGUUGCGACAAAUGUUCGGCCAUUUUCAGCUCGUGGUCACAAUUGUCUACUCAUUCUGAACAUAUGCAUAAUCGUCAAUUAGAUCAGCCCUCCUUCUCAUCAGCAGCUGAUCCGUUAGAGUACGUUAGUACCACCUACUCGGCAGCCAACGAACCGGCGGUCACUGUUGUAGCGCAGCCAACAAACAAGACGACGACAAUUAUCGGUAAAAAUACGUUUAUGAAGACGAAUGACAAACAAAACAACUCACGAAAACAAAAGCCUAAGACUGAUAGUUUCAAAUGUCAGAUCUGUGUGUUUGGCGGCAAAAAUAUUGUCGAACUUAUCCGACAUUUGGCGGCCGAACACGCCGUCAAUGGUUACAAUUCCACUCUAUACCAGUGCAGCGAAUGUACGGCCAGUUUUUCGAAAGACAUUAGCAUCAGAUAUCACUUGACAUCCAUACAUAAGAUUCCGGCCUUCGAGUGUCUCCAAUGCUUUUGGGUCGGUAUGUCUAAACAGUCGCUCAAUUAUCAUGAAAAAAGCAAACAUCAGAUAAAUAGUAGUAUCGGCAGUAGUGGUGGUGAUGUUAGCGGUAAUGGCGAAGAAUCUGGUGGCGAACAAUUGAACGAUAAAUAUGUCGGCGGCAUCAAUGACCGAAUGAUGCAGCAAAUAAUGGCCACCGCUAUCUCGGGCCACGCCCGCGAUAAUCGAAGCAAGAAACAAUCGAUGCAAUCAUCAUCAUCGGAUGACCAAUUGGCGGCGGCGGUUACCGGUGGAGGACAACAACAUGACGACUUGCGUGACGAUGUUAUCACUAGUGGAGAUAUGGAUGACAUGAUAUUGGACUUUGACAUUGAUAUAGUCAAACAAGAAGUCUCUGACGAAUUAAUACAAUCCAUUGCAGCUGAAUAUCAGCCACUUCUUCCUGUUACUCAUGAUAUUAUCAAAACUGAAUCUGAAUUUUUUUAAUCACUAAUUUUUUGUUUGUUUGUUUGUUUUGUUUGUUUUAUUUAGUUUUUAAACAUUACAUUUACACACAAUU